Messenger RNA from Medioppia subpectinata, 1491 nucleotides. The record is from the annotation of a GenBank genome assembly. NCBI's taxonomy places the organism in Eukaryota, Metazoa, Arthropoda, Arachnida, Sarcoptiformes, Oppiidae.
CCCGAGUGUUGUCCAUCANNNNUGAUGGACAACACUCGGGAGCCGAUAGUCAUCGAUGGUAUAGAAGUGCACUUCCCGUACAAACCAUACGGUUUACAACUGGAUUACAUGCGGUCUAUGAUUAGGUGCUGUCAACAGAAACAGAAUGGACUGUUGGAGUCGCCGACGGGUACGGGAAAGACGUUAUGCAUACUGUGCUCGUCGUUGGCGUGGAUUCGCUACCAACGACUUCUUAAGCCCACUCCUCGGGACCCGUUUGACGACAUAUUAAGUCAAUUCUUAGACGAGUUGUGGAAUCCAGUGGUGGAAACGGCGACCACUUCGGCGGCCAUUCAACUCUUAGACGAGAUGUGGAAUCCAGUGAUGGAAACGGCGACCACUUCGGCGGCCAUUAGUAUCGAUCAAAAGCCAGUCGUGUCCGACACUGAUAUCGUUAAUAUCAAAGAAGAGUGUUUUGACGUUCAGGUGUUUGACCAUAAUUUCGACAACUCUUUCGAUGAGCAUCUGGUGGUGAAGACAAUAGACGAGACGAAUGAGUCGCUUAUGACCAGUGAUGACGAUUCAAUGAUGACCAACGAUGACAGUAAACCAGAGGUUAUUAUCAUUGAUAGUCCGCCAAAAGUGGUUCCAGAAGUGAUAACCAUUGAAGACAGUCCACCAAUAGAGGCUCCAGAAGUUGAGGACGAGGUCCGCAGCGAUGAUAGCGGCGACAGAUUCGGCAAACGGGAGCCACAGAUUGUGUACACGAGUCGAACGCAUUCCCAGUUAUCGCAAAGUUGUCGCCAAUUGAAACAAACGGAGUACCGGACGGAACCGGCGGUUGUGUUGGCGUCGCGGGAACAGCUGUGUCUGUGUCCGCAGGUGCAGAGCCAGUCGGGGCCGUCGAUGCAGAGCCAGAUGUGCUCCAAACUGACAAAACACGACGAAUGCCAAUACUAUCCUAACGUUCAGGAAAAAGUGGACAAAAAUAUCGAGAAAUACUAUAAGUCGCGGAACGGCUGCAAAGUGAUGGACAUCGAAGAUCUGGUGGACUUCGGUCGGCAACACGAGUGCUGUCCGUAUUACUCGGCCCGCAAACUGGCCGACAAGGCGUCGGUGCUGUUCAUGCCGUAUAACUAUGUGAUUGAGCCGCGGAUACGACACUCAAUGAAAAUGACCAAAUCGUUGAGAGUGAAGAACUCUGUGAUUAUCUUCGAUGAGGGACACAAUAUCGAGGACAGGUUCGAGGAGGCGAUGUCCACAUCCAUGAACGGCCAAACGCUGGACACUUGUAUCAAACAAUUGCAUUCAAUUAGCGAAUGGAUGCAACGGACGCCCGAAGAGAAAGUGAACGAUAGGUUCAAAUGUGACGCCCAAUACAAUAUCAAUCGGGUGCUCGAGUUGUCCUCAAAGCUCUGCGAACUCCAGAAGCUUAUAUUUGCCCGUUUUGUGGCCAAAUUCGUUGACAAACCAUUAACUAAAGAGUUGUUUAAACUGUUGGACGAAUCGGGC